Messenger RNA from Triticum dicoccoides, 1820 nucleotides. Its product is annotated as GDSL esterase/lipase At3g09930-like. The transcript has 7 exons. Gene Ontology annotation, molecular function: hydrolase activity, acting on ester bonds. NCBI's taxonomy places the organism in Eukaryota, Viridiplantae, Streptophyta, Magnoliopsida, Poales, Poaceae. The coding region runs from base 1 to 1785 and encodes 594 amino acids. The record is from RefSeq and is a predicted model, not a curated record.
AUGGCCGAGAGGUACCCAGGUGACGGCGCAGCGAACGGCUUCGGCCGCCGCCACCUCCAAGAGCCGGAGGCGCGCCUGCUCUACGAGUUCGAGUACCCUGCACCCCCGGGCAUGCGGGUGCCGGGGACGUGGAGGCUAAGCGCCGGUGGCGUCCUGGUGCCACCGUUGCCUGAAGGGGCGGUGCGGCAGGCCGAGAUCGACCCCAUCUGCUCGUCCCUGACGGAGGAGCAGCGGAACGAGCCGCGCUACGCCACCGACAGUCACAUCCUCUGGACCAUGUACUUCCAACGCCGCCGCGAGGUGCAGAUCGCCUCCACCAACGACGUCAUCCCGCGGGGACGCCUCAACGCCGCGGGCGGCGCGAGUGGUGGGCGGAUGGAGCUGGGGUCGUCCUCGUCCUUGGGCUUCGGCUCGCCGGCCGCGCUCCGCCCCAUCAAGCCUGAUCCGAAGGAGACGCCGCUCGGGCGCCGCACCCGCAGCGGCGCCCUCGUCAUCAACAAGGGUGCCCGGCCCACCCAGCGCGGUUCCUUCCACCUGGUCCAGCCGAAGCCGGAGCCGGGACUGCUCUCGGUGAAGCGGGAGCACGUCGAGAUGGCGGCCUACAACGACGAGUUGGCCCUCAAGUGGGCGAAGGAGGACUACGUCCGGAAGCAGCUCCCCAUAGCCGCCUCCCGGGGCCUCGUAACCACGAAGCUCAUGCCGACCGUCUUCUGCCUUCUCCUUGUCGUCCUUGCAUUGGGUGGGGCUCGUGUGGAGGCUCGAGGCACACCUUCGGCUGAUCAGGGGUCAAAGAACCAAUGGUCCAGCAUGUUCGUCUUCGGCGAUGGCUUCGUCGACAACGGCAACCUCCCAAAGACCGACACAUGGCGUCAAUGGAGCUAUCCCUAUGGCUCCUAUCUCAACUCCCGUGGAUCUGCGACUCCUGUUCCAACUGGACGCCUUUCCAACUAUUGGAUUCAAUCUGACUUCAUCGCAAGGAUCUUGGGCCUCAAUGAAGCCCCUCCAUCGUACAGGCUCACGCCACAUCUAUCUUGCGACCCAUCUGGCAUGACCUUUGCUUUCGGCGGUGCUGGCGUCUACGAGGUGCCGGACAAGAAGGUGCCGACCCUUGCCACACAGGUUAAUGCUUUCACGAGGCUACUUAAUACUGGGGUCAUCUCAAAACAACAGCUUCAGAGCUCCGUCGCUCUCGUCUCCAUCUCCGGCAGUGACUACAUGACUGGUGCCAACGUCGACAAUGCCUUCUUGAGUAGCUUCGAUGAUAUUGAUAGUUAUAUUGGGAAUGUGACGACUGAGAUUGCGAAGAACGUGGGGAAGCUACAGAGGCUAGGUGUGAGAAAGGUACUAGUGAACAACAUGCAUCCCAUUGGCUGCACGCCUUUGCGGACUAGUGCGAACAACUACACGACAUGCGACCUUCUGGCAAACUAUGCCGCAACUGUGCACAACAACAAUAUAGAACACCUGAUGGGGAACAAGAAUAAUGCCCACAUACUGGACCUCUACACUGCCUUCACUGACAUCGUUAAUCACGCCCCGGGUGAAGGGUCGGAGCAGUCAAACAAUUUCAAGCGCAAGCUAACACCUUGCUGUGAGGCUUCCACCGAGCUGGGGUACUGUGGACAGGUUAGCCCUUCAGGGAAGCGCCUCUACGACCUAUGCAAGAAUCCUGAAAAGAAUUUCUACUGGGAUGAGACUUACCCGACGACCGCUGGGUGGGAAGCUGUUACAGAGGCACUAGAAGAACCUUUGAGGGAGUUCCUAGAUCGGGACUAUGUUCCAUGAUUUCUUUGUAAUUUAGGUUUUGAUCGAUCCGUUGC